GGAUGUAACAUGUUCAUCGAGGAAAGGAAGCUACAAAAGUACUUUAAUGUAUAUUUUGAGUUUUUAAAUUUUUCAUGUAACGAUUUAGAAACUCAUCUAAUUUGAUAACGUGACUUAGGCAAAUCAUUCAAAUCUUUUUGCGUUUCCUCUGCAAUGGCGAUUGUGGAGGUUAAAUGGGGUAACUGGCGUUGAAACGUUCCAGGCCCAUGAGCAGGACUCAAUGUUCCUUCCCUUCCCCUUUAGUGUAUGGCUCCUUACAUCUGGGGAAGAGUCCCACCAAAGAUCGAUUCCAAGCUUCGCUUCUUGGAUGAGCGAGGGAAACUAGGCGCUAACUUACCUAUUCACCCCCGCGCCCGUUCCCCGCAGCCGGGACUCAGGGAAGCCAGGCAGCCGCGAUGCUCUCAACUCCUUCCCCGCCCGCGCACUUCGAAUCCAAACUGCGCGGGGCGAGGCGGGGCGGCGCUCCGAUGACGUAGCUGGCUUGGGAGAGGAGUCCCUUGAGGCUGCCGCCAAGCCAGGGAAGCGGGAGGCGCAGGCCACGCCCGGCCACUCACAGACAGUGACGUCAUCCCCCUCCGCCACUCCAGCGCUUCCCAGGCCCUGCUCGCGAGUCCCCACCCCGAUUGCGCACCCGCGACUUCAGCCCGAGGGGCGGGGAUUUUCUUGGAGCGACGGGACGCGACGCCAAUCGCGACGAGGCUUCGCCCCGUGGCGCGGUUUGAAAAUUUGCGGGGCUCAACGGCUCGCGGAGCGGCUACGUGGAGUGACAUCGCCGGUGUUUGCGGGUGGUUGUUGCUCUCGGGGCCGUGUGGAGUAGGUCUGGACCUGGACUCACGGCUGCUUGGAGCGUCCGCCAUGAGAAGAAGUGAGGUGCUGGCGGAGGAGUCCAUAGUAUGUCUGCAGAAAGCCCUAAAUCACCUUCGGGAAAUAUGGGAGCUAAUUGGGAUUCCAGAGGACCAGCGGUUACAAAGAACUGAGGUGGUAAAGAAGCAUAUCAAGGAACUCCUGGAUAUGAUGAUUGCUGAAGAGGAAAGCCUGAAGGAAAGACUCAUCAAAAGCAUAUCCGUCUGUCAGAAAGAGCUGAACACUCUGUGCAGCGAGUUACAUGUUGAGCCAUUUCAGGAAGAAGGAGAGACAACCAUCUUGCAACUAGAAAAAGAUUUGCGCACCCAAGUGGAAUUGAUGCGAAAACAGAAAAAGGAGAGAAAACAGGAACUGAAGCUACUUCAAGAGCAAGAUCAAGAACUGUGCGAAAUUCUUUGUAUGCCCCACUAUGAUAUUGACAGUGCCUCAGUGCCCAGCUUAGAAGAGCUGAACCAGUUCAGGCAACAUGUGACAACUUUGAGGGAAACAAAGGCUUCUAGGCGUGAGGAGUUUGUCAGUAUAAAGAGACAGAUCAUACUGUGUAUGGAAGAAUUAGACCACACCCCAGACACAAGCUUUGAAAGAGAUGUGGUGUGUGAAGACGAAGAUGCCUUUUGUUUGUCUUUGGAGAAUAUUGCAACACUACAAAAGUUGCUACGGCAGCUGGAAAUGCAGAAAUCACAAAAUGAAGCAGUGUGUGAGGGGCUGCGUACUCAAAUCCGAGAGCUCUGGGACAGGUUGCAAAUACCUGAAGAAGAAAGAGAAGCUGUGGCCACCAUUAUGUCUGGGUCAAAGGCCAAGGUCCGGAAAGCGCUGCAAUUAGAAGUGGAUCGGUUGGAAGAACUGAAAAUGCAAAACAUGAAGAAAGUGAUUGAGGCAAUUCGAGUGGAGCUGGUUCAGUACUGGGACCAGUGCUUUUACAGCCAGGAGCAGAGACAAGCUUUUGCCCCUUUCUGUGCUGAGGACUACACAGAAAGUCUGCUCCAGCUCCACGAUGCUGAGAUUGUGCGGUUAAAAAACUACUAUGAAGUUCACAAGGAACUCUUUGAAGGUGUCCAGAAGUGGGAAGAAACCUGGAGGCUUUUCUUAGAGUUUGAGAGAAAAGCUUCAGAUCCAAAUCGAUUUACAAACCGAGGAGGAAAUCUUCUAAAAGAAGAAAAACAACGAGCCAAGCUCCAGAAAAUGCUGCCCAAGCUGGAAGAAGAGUUGAAGGCACGAAUUGAAUUGUGGGAACAGGAACAUUCAAAGGCAUUUAUGGUGAAUGGGCAGAAAUUCAUGGAGUAUGUGGCAGAACAAUGGGAGAUGCAUCGAUUGGAGAAAGAGAGAGCCAAGCAGGAAAGACAACUCAAGAACAAAAAACAGACAGAGACAGAGAUGCUGUAUGGCAGCGCUCCUCGAACACCCAGCAAGCGGCGAGGACUGGCUCCCAAUACACCGGGCAAAGCACGUAAGCUGAACACUACCACCAUGUCCAAUGCUACGGCCAAUAGUAGCAUUCGGCCUAUCUUUGGAGGGACAGUGUACCACUCCCCCGUGUCUCGACUUCCUCCUUCUGGCAGCAAGCCAGUCACUGCUUCUACCUGUUCAGGGAAGAAAACACCCCGUACUGGCAGGCAUGGAGCCAACAAGGAGAACCUGGAGCUCAACGGCAGCAUCCUGAGUGGUGGGUACCCUGGCUCGGCCCCCCUCCAGCGCAACUUCAGCAUUAAUUCUGUUGCCAGCACCUAUUCUGAGUUUGCGAAGGAUCCGUCCCUCUCUGACAGUUCCACUGUUGGGCCUCAGCGAGAACUUUCAAAGGCUUCCAAAUCUGAUGCUACUUCUGGAAUCCUCAAUUCAACCAACAUCCAGUCCUGAGAAGCCCUGAUCAGUCAACCAGCUGUGGCUUCCUGUGCCUAGACUGGACCUAAUUAUAUGGGGGUGACUUUAGUUUUUCUUCAGCUUAGGCGUGCGUGAAACCUUGGCCAGGUUCCAUGACCAUGGGCCUAACUUAAAGAUGUGAAUGAGUGUUACAGUUGAAAGUCCAUCACAGGUUUAGUGGUCCUAGGAGACUUGGUUUUGACUUAUAUACGUGAAAAGUUUAUGGCAAGAAGUGCAAAUUUUAGCAUAUGGGGCCUGACUUCUCUACCACGUAAUUCUACUUGCUGAAGCGUGAUCAAAGCUUGUUUUAUUUCACCACUGUAGGAAAAUGAUUGACUAUGCCCAUCCCUGGGGGUAAUUUUGGCAUGUAUACCUGUAACUAGUAAUUAACAUCUUUUUUGUUUAGGCAUGUUCAAUUAAUGCUGUAGCUAUCAUAGCUUUGCUCUCACCUGAAGCCUUGUCCCCACCACACAGGACAGCCUUCCUCCUGAAGAGAAUGUCUGUGUGUGUCCGAAGUUGAGAUGGCCUGCCCUACUGCCAAAGAGGUGACAGGAAGGCUGGGAGCUGCUUUGUUAAAUUGUGUUCAGUUCUGUUACACAGUGCAAUGCCCUUUGUUGGGGGUAUGCAUGUAUGAACACACAUGCUUGUCGGAACGCUUUCUCGGCGUUUGUCCCUGGCUCUCAUCUCCCCCAUUCCUGUGCCUACUUUGCCUGAGUUCUUCUUCUACCCCCGCAGUUGCCAGCCACAUUGGGAGUCUGUUUGUUCCAAUGGGUUGGGCUGUCUUUGUCGUGGAGAUCUGGAACUUUGCACAUGUCACUACUGGGGAGGUGUUCCUGCUCUAGCUUCCACGAUGAAGCGCCCUCUUUACCUAUCCUCUCAAUCACUACUCUUCUUGAAGCACUAUUAUUUAUUCUUCCUCUGUCUGCCUGCAGCAGUACUACUGUCAACAUAGUGUAAAUGGUUCUCAAAAGCUUACCAGUGUGGACUUGGUGUUAGCCACGCUGUUUACUCAUACAGUACGUGUCCUGUUUUUAAAAUAUACAAUUAUUCUUAAAAAUAAAUUAAAAUCUGUAUACUUACAUUUCAAAAA
Gorilla gorilla gorilla (western lowland gorilla) is the source of this 3811-nucleotide messenger RNA. It is a transcript of the gene PRC1, whose product is annotated as protein regulator of cytokinesis 1. Bases 856 to 2718 code for a protein of 620 amino acids. Gene Ontology annotation, biological process: mitotic spindle midzone assembly; microtubule cytoskeleton organization. NCBI's taxonomy places the organism in Eukaryota, Metazoa, Chordata, Mammalia, Primates, Hominidae. Gene Ontology annotation, cellular component: spindle; mitotic spindle midzone; cytoplasm. The transcript has 15 exons. The record is from RefSeq and is a predicted model, not a curated record. Gene Ontology annotation, molecular function: microtubule binding.